AUGGCGUCUUCCGAGGUGGACCAAAAGUAUCUGGGUCGGAUGGCCAGGUCCGUCGAGGGAGACAACCCGAUCCUUUCCUCAACGCUCUUCAAGAUCCUCGGGCUCUCUCUUAGGCUCUCUGACAAGCUCGUCGAGGUAAAGAAGCAGCGCAAGCCCGAUGCUACGCUUCACGAAAACAUCAUGCGCAUCCUGUGGUUGGCACGGGAAGGGCUCAAGAUGCUUCAGGAAUAUGUCAUUCCCUUCGUCACCAACUGCGUCGAGCUGAAAGUCCUGGCCUAUAAGCUACGCGCCAGCUUCUACCACAUCUUUGUCCUGUUUCGAAACCAGCCUCGCGUAUCCAACAUGCCCGACUGGGACCCCGACGCCGUGCCGACCGACCGCGGCAAGGACAUGCACGGCGCAGACGACUACCGGCAUCCAAUGCAUCAUUCGCUUGAAGGCGGCCCCGUUGGCCCUCCCCCGGGCUUCGAAGCGCCAGUCUCCGCGCGCUCGCUUUCCUUCCUGCUGCCCGCCAAAGACUACCUUCCCACGGCGCAUCAAUACUUUGAAGAGGCUGCGCAGCUGGCCGAUGCGCUCCUCUGGGGCUCCCACUCGUUGCGCCUGUCCGUCAAGACGGAAUAUGCGGCCUUCCUCUACGAAUGUGUCCACGACGCUGAUGCUAGCCGCACGCUGGCGAGAAAUACGAUCAAUGAGGUCUAUGAAGCGACAGAAGGCAUGGACGAUGACAUGUUUCGGGAUGCCUGCGAACUGGUCACCGUCCUGGGCAAGAUGAUGAGGCGGGGGCUCGGGUCCAACAACACCCUUCACGGCAAGGCUCAGGCCUCUCAUUCAGCUUCUCCUGGCGUUACACCCCCGGUCGGCAUGGAGAAUCCUAUCUAG
Molecule: messenger RNA, 879 nt
Organism: Trichoderma reesei QM6a
Lineage: Eukaryota; Fungi; Ascomycota; Sordariomycetes; Hypocreales; Hypocreaceae
Exons: 1
Coding region: 1-879 (292 amino acids)
Biological process (GO): signal transduction
Cellular component (GO): cytoplasm
Source: RefSeq, a predicted model, not a curated record